AUGAGCUGGAGCUUCCUGACGCGUUUGCUGGAGGAGAUCCAGAACCACUCCACGUCCGUGGGGAAACUCUGGCUCACCACUCUUGUGGUCUUCCGUAUCGUCCUCACCGCCGUCGGCGGCGAGUCCAUCUACUACGACGAGCAGAGCAAGUUCGUGUGUAACUCGGGGCAGCCGGGCUGCGAGAACGUGUGUUACGACGCCUUCGCUCCGCUUUCCCACGUCCGCUUCUGGGUCUUCCAGAUCAUCCUGUCCGCUAUGCCCUCUCUGCUUUACAUGGGCUACGCGGCCAAUCGGAUCUCUCGGCUUGAGGACGGGCGCGGCGGGGGCGUGGGCGUGGGCGUGGCGGCGUCCAGGACGGUGGGAGGGUACACGCAGCGACGGCCGCGGAAGAUGUAUUUCGGGGCGCGGCAGCACCGUCCGGGUCACGAGGAGGGCGAGGAAGAGCGCGAAGACGACCCCAUGAUCUACGAGGUUCCCGAAAUCGACACCACGCGGCGGGAGCUGGUGCCGCCGAGGCCGAAGCCCAAGGUGCGUCACGACGGGCGUCGGCGUAUCCGUGACGACGGUCUGAUGCGGGUUUACGUGCUGCAGCUGGUCACCCGCUGCGCGCUGGAGGCGAGUUUCCUGGCGGGACAGUACCUGCUCUACGGGUUCCACGUGGAGCCCGUCUUCGUGUGCUCGGACAAGCCCUGCCCCCACAACGUGGACUGUUUCGUCUCCCGCCCCACGGAGAAGACCAUCUUCCUGAGGAUCAUGUACGGCGUCAGCUGCCUCUGCCUCUUCCUCAACCUGUGGGAGAUGAUCCACCUGGCCGUGGGCACCGUCAGGGACGUCAUUAGGCGGAGACAGGCCACGCCCUCCGACGACGAGUACCAGCUCGGCCUGCUGGGCGCCGGGGGCGUGUCGGUGGGAGUGGGCGGAGCCGGGACGCUGAGCGAGGGGGAGGCGGCGGGCGGCGGGGUCGGGGACGGGGUCAGGGAGGCGGACUACGUCGGGUACCCGUUCUCCUGGAACGCGCCGUCGGCCCCGCCCGGAUACAACAUCGUGGUGAAACCGGAGGCCAUGCCUUACACGGACCUGAGCAACACCAAGAUGGCGUGCAAACAGAACCGGGCCAACAUCGCCCAGGAGGAACAGCAGCAGUACGGCUCCAACGAGGAAAACUACCCCCUGGGGGGCGAGGCCAGACCCCCGCCAAUCAACAAGGACGUCAGUCAGCUGGAGGCAGCCAUUCAGGCUUACACGCAGCAUCACCAGGCCAACCAUCUCCACGACGACCUCCACGACAACCAGAACAACAACGACGAUGACAAGCCGCAAAGCAACAUCACCCCGGUGAUCCAGAAGGAACGAAAACACCGCCCCAAACACGUCAAAACGGGCAGCGCUGCAAGCAGCAGCAGCAGCAAGUCAGGAGAGGGCAAACCAUCCGUCUGGAUUUAA
Chanos chanos (milkfish) is the source of this 1443-nucleotide messenger RNA. It is a transcript of the gene gjc1, whose product is annotated as gap junction protein gamma 1. NCBI's taxonomy places the organism in Eukaryota, Metazoa, Chordata, Actinopteri, Gonorynchiformes, Chanidae. The record is from RefSeq and is a predicted model, not a curated record. Gene Ontology annotation, molecular function: gap junction channel activity. The transcript has a single exon. The coding region runs from base 1 to 1443 and encodes 480 amino acids. Gene Ontology annotation, biological process: cell-cell signaling. Gene Ontology annotation, cellular component: connexin complex.